AUGGAGGCAGCAGCGUGCCACGCCCAAAAGUUUACCCCCUCAACUCCAGCAGCAGCAGCAGAAGCAGAAACAGCGGUAGAAGCAGCAGAAACAGCGGUAGAAGCAGCAGAAACAGCGGUAGAAGCAGCAGAAACAGCGGUAGAAGCAGCAGAAACAGCGAAACAGCAGCAGAAGCGCAGAAACAGCGGUAGAAGCAGCAGAAACAGCAGCAUAAGCAGCAGAAACACAGCGGUAGAAGCAGCAGAAACAGCGGUAGAAGCAGCAGAAACAUCAGCAGAAGCAGCAGAAACAGCGGUAGAAAGCAUGAGUAGCGGCAGAAACAGCAGCAGAAGCAGCAGAAACAGCGGUAGAAAGCAGCAUAAACAGCAGCAAAGCAGCAGAAACAGCAGCAGAAGCAGCAGAAACAGCGGCAGAAGCAUGAGUAGCGGCAGAAACAGCAGCAGAAACAGCGGUAGAAGCAUGAGUAGCGGCAGAAACAGCAGCAGAAACAUCAUCCACAGCGACGAAGAGUGGUUCAUCAUCUGUGCCCAUGACGGCUACAUGGAGAGGCCGGAGGAGAGGAUCUUGGCUCUAGAGGCCUCCAGACCUCUCAGUGUUGUGACUACCGACCUCCUGUGCUAA
Procambarus clarkii (red swamp crayfish) is the source of this 621-nucleotide messenger RNA. Lineage: Eukaryota; Metazoa; Arthropoda; Malacostraca; Decapoda; Cambaridae. The record is from RefSeq and is a predicted model, not a curated record.